Molecule: messenger RNA, 1907 nt
Organism: Apus apus (common swift)
Lineage: Eukaryota; Metazoa; Chordata; Aves; Apodiformes; Apodidae
Gene: VEGFD
Product: vascular endothelial growth factor D
Exons: 8
Coding region: 311-1372 (353 amino acids)
Biological process (GO): response to hypoxia; vascular endothelial growth factor receptor signaling pathway; induction of positive chemotaxis
Cellular component (GO): membrane
Molecular function (GO): chemoattractant activity; vascular endothelial growth factor receptor 3 binding; growth factor activity
Source: RefSeq, a predicted model, not a curated record
UUCCAUGAAGGUUGUGAAAAAAGUUUUAAUACAGAGUUGGAUUACAGCUCUUGAGCUCAAAACAUUGGCCAUUACACUACCAUCUUAAAAGGCUGCUGUAACACGGAACACAGAAUUGAGCAGAUUUCUUACAUUUUCUGGACCACAGAUGGAUUUUGAAUGCCUCUUUGUGCCUUGAUGGAAGAUAUAUUAACUUCAGUAACUGGAAUUCAUACCUGAUCACUUGUGAGCAUAGAAAUGCAUUUUGAAACAGACACCUCUAGCUGUAUGACGACGACUGCGUAGUAACCUGUGGGUUUUAAACAUCAGAAUGUACAAACCGUGGGCAACUGUGAAUAUUUUCAUAGUUUCUUUUCUACAUCUGCUGCAAGGAUCUGACUAUGAGAAUGGAUCUGUGAAGAGGACAUCUCUUACAGCAUGGGAGCGAUCAGAACAGCAGAUCAGGAGAGCAUCCAGCCUGGAAGAGCUGCUUCGUAUCACUCACUCUGAGGACUGGAAGCUGUGGAAAUGCAGGCUAAAACUCAAAAGUCUGGCCAAUUUAGACUCCCGCUCUGCAUCACAUCGCUCCACCAGAUUUGCUGCUGCUUUCUAUGAUAUUGAUACACUGAAAGUCAUCGAUGAGGAAUGGCAAAAGACUCAAUGUGUGCCAAGGGAAACCUGCGUGGAAGUUGCCAAGGAGCUGGGUACAACAACCAACAAAUUCUUCAAGCCUCCCUGUGUGAACGUGUUCAGAUGUGGAGGCUGCUGCAAUGAAGAGAGUCUGAGCUGCAUGAACACAAGUACAACUUACGUGUCAAAAACGCUCUUUGAGAUCUCAGUUCCCUUGACAAGUGUUCCCGAGCCAGUGCCAAUCAAAAUUGCCAACCACACAGGCUGUAAGUGUCAAUCAAACACCCAGCGCCAUCAGUACACCAUCAUACGAAGAUCUGUCCAGUACCCAGAAGAAGAUGGGUGCCCCUUUACCAACAAACUUUGCCAUAAUGGCUGGAUCUGGGAUAGUGACAAAUGUGAAUGUGUUCUAGAUGUACAGCACCCCAACAGACGAGAUGGACUCCCUUCCCUCGCUGAGCUGGCUAUGUGUGGACAACAUAUGGAAUUUGAUGAAGAAAAUUGUGAAUGCAUCUGUAGACAGAAGUGUCCCACAGAUUUCUUUCAGAGUAAAGAGAACUGCAGUUGCUAUUUGUGUAGGGAGAGCCAAGAGAGCUGUGCUCUAAAACACAAGAUAUUUCAUGCUGAAACCUGCAGCUGUGAGGACAAAUGCCCACCCCAACCCAGAACAUGCCCAACUGCAAAACCAAUGUGUCCCAGGCAUUGUCGUUGUCCAAAGGAGAAGAGAGGUUCUCAUGGGUCCCAAAGCAGAGAAACUCCUUGACUGAGCUUUCCCUCUUCUCAAAAAAUCCAUUGCUUCGCAAAGUUGCUGUCACUGACUCUCAAACAAUAGUAAACAUGAACAUCUUCCACAUUAACAACAGAAGAAUGAAUCCAGUCUGCAUUUGUUUGAGUAAUCACUAACUGCAGAUGAAUUCUCUGGGACACUGGUAAUUGUUCUUUAAGAGGUAACAAUAACUGAUGAAUUGCUGGCUGUGUGGAAGACAGAGUGGAAAGUGCCAGUUCAAUGUUACAUUAUGGAAGAUGAAGCUGGUCUAUUGGUAAUUGAGGCAUAGUCACCAGCCAGUCUUGUGGAAACUGAGACUAGAUAAUCUUAGCCUCUGAAUCCUUAGCUAAUGCAGCUCCUGGGGGAAUUUCCUCAGAAAUUCAGUGUACAGGAUUUGGCUUCUAAUAGGUUCAGCACUGAGUUAUUUGAUCUACUGUCCAGCUUUGAUUAUAAUUUUGAGUUUAUUGUACAACUACUGUCAGAUGUGCCAUAUUUAAGUGUACAUAAGAAAAUAAAUACAUCAGUUAUUCGA